CCUACAGUCCUGCCUCAGGAAGCAGCAGCAGCAGCAGCAGCAGCAGCAGCAGCUCCUGCUUCCAGCGCACCAGUCUGCUCAAGCAUCCGCUGUGGAGAGAUGCGCUCAGGCUGCAGUCUACACCGCAAGUAGAUUUCCACUGGAGAAAUCGACCGAUCAAACAAACAAACAAACGAACAAACAGGCAAUGAGAUGGUAUUCAUUCAAUUCGACUCUGCAAUCGGAUUUUCCUGCAAUGUGUUCGCAGCCUUGGAAUAAUUGAGCGCGCGUCGUUUGGAGGGUCGGUGCGCGCAGCCAUGAGGAUAACUGUCGUGUCCCGUGGAUGAUGAGGAGGAUGUGGUCUCACGAUGAACGCAGAUUUUCAGAACCCUCUAGAUUUCCCUCAGCCAGAGGCCCGCAGUCACCUGACCAUCAAACUACAGUCCAAUCUGAUGUCCAGGCCGUGUCCCCUUGCCUGUGGUCCAAAACCUCCUGUUGCCCCCAGGCCAAGACCCCUGCAGGACUCCUGUCCAGAAGAGGAGGAUCAUUGUCAUUCUCUGGGACUCUGUAAUGGUGACCUGAGUCAUUCUGAUGGGGAGGCUGAAGAGCUCCAUGACAUGGCAGAGGAAUCUCUGGACAAAGAGGGAAAAAGUGAGACUAAUGGAACGGGAGAACUUAGCGGCGAGGACAUGGGAGACAGUGAAACUGAAGGAGAGACACAGACGGAAGGGGAAACACGGGAGGAUGACGGUGAUGUGGACAGCCUCAGCUCUGAGGACACAGUGAAAGGAGAUGAUGGCUCUGUUAUUGAAACUACUGAAGAUGAAAACACUGACAAUGAUGUAAACCUGUGUGACUACGGAAACCUCAGUGACGACGACAACACGUCAACGCCGUCCCUCCUUCUUACUGAAACGGAAGACGAGGCUGCUGAAGAAGAGAAGGACCCCGAGCAACAGAGUUACAGUAAGAACUGCUGUGAAUCUCCAGGUCUGCGCAGUGACAACGAUGCAGAGAAAAGCCAAACACAGUCAGGCAGCAGUCAGGCUGACGUGGACGGUGAUUUUGAACUUCUUGAACCAGACAAAAACAUGUGCAAGGACUUUAAGACUGAGCUGGACGCUAAAGGAUUAGCUUUUGGAAUCUGCGUGCUUCCAGCUCUGACUGAGGAGUAUCCCUACGAUGUGAUUGGCCUCGGGGAUGACGCCAGCGAUACGUGUGAGCCGUGUGAUCCUGCUGUAUCUGUUUCAGGGGACACCGAGGUCUGGCAACCAGAGCGGGCCACCAAAGACCUCUCCGGCUGCUUUCGAUUCACAUCCAGCACAGAAGACGUGUUUGGUCCCUACUCUGUCAUCGAAGCUGUUCCCGUGGACAUGACCAUCACGGCUGACCCAGAGUGGAGUGUGGACAGCACUGAUGACAACCCUUCAGAUGAACUUCAAACGCCCAGUGCUUCCAACCAGGAGCCUUACUAUGUCUCAACAGAUGAUGUGGACCAGCUGGACAGCAAACAGAUGCUGUCAGAGAAGGACAAGACUGUCGAUGGCACUGAUCAGUCGAAUCAGCACAAAGGCAUUGAGUCAGCUGAUGAGUACGCAGACAUUGACGAUUCCCUCUGUCCUAAAGAAGAUGACACAGAGCAAACAGGAGGUGUCUCAUCCGAGGAUUAUGUAGAGAUCGGUGACGAGGACGAGGACGAAGAGCCAGAGAAGAGACACAUCAAAGGGAAAAGUGUGAAAGAGAGAACGGCCAAGAGAGACCAGGCCUUUAACAGCAAGAGGGCAAGCUGUCAGCCUCGGAUCAGGCUGUGUAACAUCACAGUGCCAGCAGAUCUAGACCUGGGCCGCACCCCGGAGCUCACCAACAGAGUGGUGUUCGCCCACACUACAGAGGCCUUUGAGGAAGAUAUAGAGGAACUUGACUGCCAUAUUGUGCCUUAUUAUGAAGACACUGACUCUGAUAAUGAGGAGCAUAUUUAUGAGGAGGCGGGGUUUGAUUCAGAAGGGGAGAACUUUGUUGCACUGGACAGGAAAUCUGUUGUCACACGCUCACGUUCUUACUCUGGGAAAUUUCCAGGUUAUGUGCCCGAAACUGUACCUGAAGAGACAGGGACGGAGUAUCAGACCCAUGACUACUGCACCGUGGCCUCGGAUAAAAACAGUGAACUCCUCAGUCCGUCACAGCAGCCUGGGGUCAACAGUUUGAUUCCAUCUGUAACCUCUCGCCGUUUCCUGGUGUACUCCCAGCCCGCAGAUGGACCAGAACUGUCCUCCACUGUACCCUCGGAGUUCAAACGAUCUCUGAAUGAGAUCAGGAUCAGAAGGAAGGAUGACACACUUUCCCUCCCUUGUGUCAUAACUUCCUCUGGAAGCUUCUCCCAGCGUAGCCAUCAAUCGUCCAGUGGUGUUUCUACACCAACUUCUCUUGUGGACAUCCCACCACCCUUUGAGCUGGCAUACAUCACCAAAAGACCAGUCACCAAGAGUUCCCCAUCUGUCUUGAUCCAACAUGAGCCAAGUGACGAUUUGAAGAAAAAAAAAUCCUCCUUUAAAAGAUUUCUGGCGCUCAAGUUCAAGAAGAAAACAGAUACGAAAGGUUUCAGCGAUGUCAGUGUCCGGUCUUCACGUUCCUCCUCUGAAUCCAGUCAUCACGGCCCAACGAGAGUUAUAGAGCUUGAUCGCAGAAGCACCGGCAACUCGCCUCAACUUCAGUCACAUAUCAGAAACUGUCAGCAGCGUUCCUUGGAGCUGACACCGACCUUUGUCCACGACAACGUCCUCCAUAAAAGGAAAGGCGAUCCCAGAACUUACAACAAGGGUGUUUCUAGAGUGGAGUCUUUUGAGGAGCGCUCACGCCGCUCUGUCAUGCCGCUGCCUACGACCAAACCCCGCUCCAUUUCCUUCCCCAGUGCAGACACCUCAGACUAUGAAAACAUCCCAGCCAUGAGCUCAGACUAUGAGAAUAUCCAGAUCCCGGGCAGGCCUACGAGAUCUCACACAGUCACUGAGUUUUUUGAGAAUCCAAACCGAACCACAGUUGCCUCCAAUGAAAACGAUGGUUAUGUGGAUAUGAACAGCUUUCCUGGAAUUGACAGCAAACCCCAGACUUUGGAAAAUGACACAGAAAGUGCCUACACGGUGCCGUUUCCCAUGAACCCUGCCUCAGCUGGACUGUCAGCCGAUGAAGACCACGGCCGCACCUCAGAGGAAGAGGAGGGGGCGGCAGAGCAGAGUUAUGACCGACAGAUUGAUGGCCGUUCUCGAGCGUUCUACAUUGCCAAAGAGCUCGUCGACUCGGAGAAACGACACGUGAACCUCCUCAAGAACAUUCAUGAGGACUUUAGGUUAGCUGUGGCUGAGUCAGUGGGUGAGGACGGAGAGCCAGUGAUGGAGGAGCAAAGACUGGGGGAGAUACUGGGCGUCCUGCCGCAGGUCUACAGUCUUCACAGCAGCAUCCUCACUGAGCUGGAAGAACGCAUCAGUCGGUGGGAGGAGAGCCAGAGGGUGGUGGACGUGAUUCUGUGUCGUCGGGCAGAUUUCUCUGUGUUUGACACCUACAUCUCAGAGUAUGAUCGCAGCAUGUCCUUACUGGAGGAGAGCUGCCGGAAGAACAAAGCCUUUGGCAGCAUUGUUAAGGAGUUUGAGACACAAAAUUGCCUAAAAGAGACUGAGGUUCCACUGAAGCACCAGCUGCUGCAGGUCGUAGUGAGGGUCCUCCAGUACCGAAUGCUGCUCACAGAUUACUUGAACAACCUCUCCCCCGACUCUAAAGAAUACGAAGAAACACAAGAUGCCCUGGUGAUCGUGUCUGAGGUGGCAGACCAGGCUAAUGACAAUCUGAAGCAGGGGGAGAACUUGCUGCGUCUGGUCCACAUAGAGUACAGUGUUAAAGGCAAGAGGGAUCUUCUGAAGCCCGGAAGAAUGUUUGUCAAAGAGGGAACUCUCAUGAAAGUCUCGAGGAAAAGCAGGCAGCCCCGACACCUGUUUCUGAUGAAUGAUUUGAUGCUGUACACCUACCCUCAACAAGAUGGAAAGUACAGGCUGAAGAACACACUGACUUUGUCAGGGAUGAAGGUGAGCAAACCUGUCCUUGACAAUGUGUUGAACUGUCUGAAAAUCGAGGUUUCUGACAUCACCAUCACUCUUUCUGCCAGUUCUGUUGGAGAGAGGGAAGACUGGUUUCACACGCUGAGUCGAGCCAUAGCAGACCACGCUGCAGGUCUGUGUACGUUUGGUGGGCCCUGCAAUGAGGCACGGGAGAAGCUGUGGAUGGCCCUGGGAGAAGCUGCUCCUGUGCUGGUGCCUGUUUCUCAUGUGAUGAUGUGCAUGAACUGUACCACUGAAUUCAGCCUCACACUGAGGCGACACCACUGCAACGCCUGUGGCAAGGUGGUGUGUCGCGCUUGUUCCAGGAACCGUUACCCACUCAGGUACCUCAAAGACAGAGUGGUUAAAGUUUGUGACCGCUGUUACAGCGAGCUCAGAAAAAGAGGUGGAAGCGUGAGCAGCACUUGUGAGAACUCCAGCCCUCGGACCCUUCGGUCCAAUCGUCCUCUCUCUGCUGUCUUCCAGAGCCUGCAGACCCCGACUCUGUGGAAGAGCCGUAAGAGCACAUCCUCUCUCAAUCAGGUGUCACUGGCCGUGGAGGGCUCCACCAUGAGUGGCAGCCUGCAGCGACGCAAGAAGAGCAAGAGGAAGUGGAAGCGCCUGUGGUUCCUUCUCAAAGACAAGGUGCUCUACACCUUCACAGCCCGUGAGGACAAAGUGGCUUCAGAGAGUCUGCCUCUGCAGGGCUUCACUGUCAAACUGACUGAGAGAGCAGAGAGUGAGGACAGCAGUAACGUCUUCCACCUUUACCACAAGAAGACACUGUUCUACACCUUCAGGGCUGACGAUCAACACACUGCACAGAGGUGGGUGAAUGCCAUUGAGGAGGCCACAGUUUUAUAGCACCCCCUGCUGUCUGUGACUGCUGAAACUCCUGCGUGGAGCAUAACAAAGCUACCUGCUGCAUCUGAACUCACGCCAUUGAUUGUUGUGACAUCAUAAUCACAAGUUGCAUCUUUGGGAAGAUGGACACCAGUUGGCCUCCUCUUAGUUCUUGACUACUGUAUAUCUUCAUGUGAAGCCACCUUUUUUUUAUUCUUCUAGAUGAAACCUCAGAGUUACACUUUAAAUAAAGCACUCAAAUGAGUCCAUUAAAAAUCCUCAAACUGCUACUGGAUUAACAAGCACUCUGAGUCCACUCUACCUUAGGCCAUUCCCUUCAUUCACAGGAGACCUAAUCAACAGUUUCUGAGUUAUGGUGCUUACAGACAGACAGACACAUUAUGAAACUCCCAUGGAGGAUUAAAGAACUCCACUGAAGUUUCCACAUACCGUUCAUGAAAUGGUGUUGAGAGAUUCCAGUUUUUCAGGAAUAUAUACACAGUACGGUGAGGUAUGCACUGCAGAAACAGCUGCUGACGUAAGUUAUAUAUAUACGAGUUUGUGUAAAGGGACGGCGAUACACAAGUGAGCAGACAUUUUUAACCAUCAUGUUGUGCUUCUGUUUUGAUUUUUGUUCUUGUGCUUGUAUUAAAUCUGCACAGCUUUGGAAUGAAAUGAUGCCUUGUGUUCAGUAAAACCUUUCUUCAUAAUUUGCCACGCCUUCCUAACACGCUGAGGAUGAGGUCAUCCGUUUUGAUGCCAUGGAAUCUGUAGCAGAUGAAUGAAGAAUGUGCCUGAAAUGAAACUGUUCUUCUCAAUUCUUCAUGUUAUCACAGUACUGUGCUCCUCUUACGUCCUAACCAGAGACAAUUAUAAUAUUUGUUGUUUUGUUGUUUUGUUUUAGGUUUUUUAACUCAUCUACUGUUAUACACAUUAACAUCUAGUUAUUAUCUGGAGAGAAGAAUAUACAAUUUUUAGAAAUGACAUUUUUCAUGUAAAUGGACACCCGCAUGUAGUUGCAAUCGUAAAGGAUAAUUCAGAUUUUUGGAAGUGUGGUAACAGGAAGUUUUGACAGAGUCUGGAAUGAUCCUAGGCCUUGAACACUACCAGCAGUGACAAAACACACAAACAAUAUAAUUAUUAUAUAUAAUUAUUAUAUAUAAUUAUUUACAUAAAGUAAUUGCUAACUGUUACCCAUUUGUUUUUUUGUUUUUUUACAGCAUCUUUAUGUAUUCCUUUUUCCAUUUUUUGAGUAUAUAUGUACACAUAAUUACAUAUUUACUUAAUGGAGUCUGGUUAUCCUUCUUAUCGUGUUAUAGCAGAAACUUAAGUGUGAUUGUUGUCGGCCUUCUAUGAUUUAGGCUGGUUCCUGGCUUCAGCACAGAUAAUGUGGCGGUCAUUGGUCACUGAAAACGACCAUAGUUCAAAAACACUGGACUUUCCCUUUAACCUAGUUGACAUCAUUUAAAGAACACAGUGAGUUUCAACCCUCAAACUACCUAUAACACUGAAAUUCUCACUGCUGCUGCUUCUUCAGUACUUUUCUUGCCUUCAUUAGCUAAGAAUCAAUGCCUAUGCCUUUUUUUUUAUUUACUAAUAAAAUUGUACCAUCUUAUAACGUGAGACCCUUCCCACCUUUCAAACACACUAUUUGUAAAGCACACAAGUACUGUUUAGCUUUUCUACUCAUUUCUUAAGGGUCAUAUUGAUUAUUCUAAUUCUUAUUAUUAUUAUUAUGGAAUGUACCUCUUGCAUUGUAAGUGCAUUGUAAAUGUUUGUGUACAUAGAUACAUAUAAAUAAUAAACACAUUUGAAAUGUUUACUGUUUGUGUUUCAGUAAACAAGCCUUGUUGUUACAGGUCACAAACUAAAUGAACAAUAGAACAGCUAACACGUGAUGCAAUUAAUCAAAAUUAUUACUGCACUGGUAUAGGUUGCUGGGAAACGAACUGAAAUAAUGAAAUAACUUGCACCUAUCAGGUGUCGACAACUAUG
Cynoglossus semilaevis (tongue sole) is the source of this 6902-nucleotide messenger RNA. RefSeq names its product FYVE, RhoGEF and PH domain containing 5a (gene fgd5a). The record is from RefSeq and is a predicted model, not a curated record. Gene Ontology annotation, cellular component: cytoplasm. Bases 348 to 4928 code for a protein of 1526 amino acids. Gene Ontology annotation, molecular function: metal ion binding; guanyl-nucleotide exchange factor activity. The transcript has 21 exons. Lineage: Eukaryota; Metazoa; Chordata; Actinopteri; Pleuronectiformes; Cynoglossidae.